Gadus chalcogrammus (walleye pollock) is the source of this 1747-nucleotide messenger RNA. RefSeq names its product mitochondrial ribosomal protein L12 (gene mrpl12). Gene Ontology annotation, molecular function: structural constituent of ribosome. The transcript is spliced from 5 exons. Lineage: Eukaryota; Metazoa; Chordata; Actinopteri; Gadiformes; Gadidae. Gene Ontology annotation, cellular component: mitochondrial large ribosomal subunit; ribosome. The record is from RefSeq and is a predicted model, not a curated record. The coding region runs from base 152 to 730 and encodes 192 amino acids. Gene Ontology annotation, biological process: translation; mitochondrial transcription.
GCUGAUGCAUUGUGGGUAGGUCAGGCAUAGAGUGGAGGACGCCAUGUGCUUUCGAGACAGAAGGACCCGGGGAUUGACAGUACUGGUGUGUGGUUUGAAGGGGCAUAUUUUGGUAGUUUGAGCAGAGGAGGAACCCGGGUACUUGAUUAGGAUGUAUUGCACCAGAUACUGCAUUAGGACCGCGCUGCGGAUCGCGGGAAACACACACCGGCAAGAACUCUUACGGCAGACGCCAGCCCUAUGUACGCUCAGACAUUUAAAGACGACUCCAGCAAACCCCUCCGGUGCCAUAUUGGCCCCCCCUCUGGACGGGGCACCCAAACAGUAUACCCCCAAAAUCCAACAACUGGUCAACGACAUAGCGAGUCUAACCUUACUAGAGGUGUCGGACCUUAAUGACCUACUCAAGAAAACCUUGAACAUUCAAGAUGUGGGAAUGAUGCCAAUGGGGGCCAUGGCAGCCCCUGCAGCGCAGGCCACAGAGGAGGACGACCUUCCGGUCAAGAAGGAGCAGACCCAUUUCAUCGUGAAACUGACAGAACUGAAGGCAGCGGAGAAAGUCAAACUCAUAAAGGAAGUGAAGAACUGCAUGCAGGGCUUGAAUCUGGUGCAGGCCAAGAAGCUGGUGGAGAGCCUACCCCAGGAGAUCCGGGUCAACGUGUCCAAAGAGGAGGCCGAGAAACUCAAAGCAGCCCUGGAGGCCGCAGGAGGCACCGUGGUGUUGGAGUAACCACUGCGUCCGCCGGCCCAUCAGCCCGGCCUACCCGUCCCGCCACCAACGCCAUGGCUACUCGCGCACCUAGUGCGCUUUUUGUUUGUCUUUUUACUUUUUCUUUUUACCAUCCAAGAGGGGAAGGCAAUGGAGGAAAAUAAUCAGAGGCGCUAAAAGAAAUGACCUCCGAUGUACGCACCUCCUAUGUGCGUUCCGUGUCCGGUGGUGGGGCUGCAGAAAUCCAAAGACUGAACUCCCUGCAGGCACCCCUCUAACCUGAACACAGAGGGUGUCCAUGUGCAACCCCCGCCUACUGAUCUCUUUGUGUGAUGCGUCGUGAGGCUACUGCGGAGCUACCAAACUGCGGGUCCUCGGCCUCAUGUCAGAUGACGGUUUUCUUUCUGUAUUGUAUGUCUCCUUUUUUUUUUCUUCCACAGAACGAAAUGUUAAGUUGUUCCGAUCUGGAUCUAGGCCCAUUAACUGUCUAAAUAAACAUAACUGUUGGAGGAGUCUACAUUACAGCAAGGAUGAUUAUUAUGAACGUGAUUAAAGUUGAAAUAUUCACAUGUAAUCCCGUUCUUUUCAAGUGUUCUGAUGUUGAUUGUGUCCUGUGAUGGUAAGGUAAUGAAGGAAACAUUUGAAAGUAAAUAAGAUUAAGAAAUCCAUUGAAAUUAUUUUGGAAUACGAAAUCAAGUCAAUCCUUUAAAAGUUCAUUGGUCCAGGUUUGAAAUUUUACAUUUACUUGAGAUCUGUUUUAUAUAAUGCAUUCAGCACAAAGAGUAGCAAACUCAAUCUGCACAUGUGUAAUGGAUUAUUAUUCACAUCACAAGGUUUUGACAGUAAAAAAAGAAAUGCGUGUAAAUUAAGCAGCUGAAUUUAGCCCACACACUUGUGCACUUGCCUGGGAACCAGACAGCUACCUGCAGGGCAGCCGGACUCGGGGUGUAAGGUGGACAGGCUUUGGGGGGCCCAAGGCAGACUGGCCCAUGGGAAUGUAAAAAUAAUAAAAAAUCUUAAAACCUCACUUUUUAACGU